AUGGCCUAUCCUCAAGGCUUUCUCUUCCAACCGUCGGUGUCUCUAGCUCUCCAUUCCUGUCCCCCGUUCAGUUCCAGUGUGAUUUUAGGAGGACCAAGGACUGAGGAACUGGGCCGGUCGUCUUCAGGCUCAGCCUUCGCCCCCUACGCGGGAUCACCGGCGUUCAAUGGUUCAUCCCCUGGCUUCAAUUCUCACCUCCAGUUUAGCGGAGAGCAGACGGCGGCACUGAACUCAUUUGUGGGCUCCGCGUACGAUCCCUCAGCGGGUAUCGCUGGCUCUUUAGAGUAUCACCCGUUCGGUGUAGCAUUGGGCUAUCCAUAUGGAGACCCUGCAUACAGGAAAAAUGCUACAAGAGAUGCGACUGCCACUCUCAAAGCGUGGCUCAAUGAACACCGUAAAAACCCCUACCCAACCAAGGGUGAGAAGAUCAUGCUGGCCAUCAUUACUAAGAUGACCCUUACCCAAGUGUCCACCUGGUUCGCCAACGCCAGAAGGCGGUUGAAGAAAGAGAAUAAAAUGACGUGGACCCCGAGGAAUAGAAGUGAGGAUGAGGAAGAAGAUGACAACAUUGACCUGGAGAAGAAUGACGACGAGGAAGAGCCACUUAAGCCCACGGCAGAAAUUGGGUCGAAAAAUGAAGCAGUUGGGCAGCAUCCAAAUCCAGUGGGAAUCCCCUGUGAGAAAUACAAAGAAGACAAUAGCGGCAAUGACAUGGAACCUGUCUUAAUUGAUCCGAAUGUAAAGGACCACGGGGACAGGAGAGUGCCCGAGAUGCCACGGCCCACCACCGCAGCAUCUCCCCAAAACGCGGACCUUGGAGUGGAAAGGGAUUCAGACUCGGCAGCCUCGGAAAGUCCACCUCCACUGAGGCGUAAUGACUCAGGCAACUCCAGCAAUGCCACAUCAGUGAUUCACUCGGCCCUUCCGGCCCCGAAACCAAAACUGUGGUCGCUCGCGGAGAUCGCAACUUCUUCGGAUAAAUGUAAAGGAUGUAGUGAUGCCUCUCAGACCGUGCCCAGACAAUUACGUACAGAGAUUCCGGGCGGUAUGCCUAUGUCAUCUCCAUUGCGAGACGCUCCUCAGAAUCUUUUCCCUCACAGUGCAGCCCUGUCCAGACAUGUCUAUUAUACGUCUCCCUUUUUCCAGGGUUACUCGAACUAUCAUGGCACUUUUGGACACCUGCAGAGCCCCGGAUCCAACGUGGGGUCAGCGACACAUUUAAAUGGAUUACAUCAAACUAUGUUACACAGAGCCGAGGCUCUGGCAAGAGACAGCCAAGCCAGGAGCCAAACACAGAUAGAUAUUUGUAAAGACUUGAGAUAUGAAAUUAAGAAAGGUAUGACACAUGUCUAG
Molecule: messenger RNA, 1353 nt
Organism: Salvelinus namaycush (lake trout)
Lineage: Eukaryota; Metazoa; Chordata; Actinopteri; Salmoniformes; Salmonidae
Product: iroquois-class homeodomain protein IRX-5-like
Exons: 3
Coding region: 1-1353 (450 amino acids)
Biological process (GO): neuron differentiation; cell development; regulation of transcription by RNA polymerase II
Cellular component (GO): nucleus
Molecular function (GO): DNA-binding transcription factor activity, RNA polymerase II-specific; RNA polymerase II cis-regulatory region sequence-specific DNA binding
Source: RefSeq, a predicted model, not a curated record